AGCAUGGAUGAAGCUGCAGCAUCUUAACAAAGCAGACGACCCCACAGGUAUAAUACGCCCUCCAUGCCACAGUAACAUCUUUCCAACUACACCAUCACUUCUACAAUUUACAGAGCCCACCCAAAACAACGAACAAGACAUGUCAGCUAUGCAGAAACAGGCCUGGUCGAAGGAAGAAAUCGAAACGCGAUUGUUCAUCAAUGGCAAUUUCGUUAAAGCUUCAGGAGGUGAAACCUUCGAGCUCAAAUCUCCAUCGACUAUGGAUGUUGUUGCCGAAGUUGCCGAAGCCAGUGUGGAAGACACCAACGCCGCUGUCGCAGCAGCGAAGGCUGCACAGCCAAGCUGGGCCGCCCUUUCUCCUGAACAGCGUGGCGCCUACAUGAAGAAGUUGGCCGGCUUGAUCAGGGAAGCUCAUACCGAACUUGCUUAUCUUGAGGCCAUCUCAAUGGGAAGGCCGGUCCGGACCUACUGGGACUCUUGGGUCGCCGCAUCCAACUUCGAACAUUUUGCUGAGGCAGGUUACCUUGUUCAGGGAACUUCUAGUCUGAAUACCCCAGGAUAUGUGAACGUGUCAUUGAAACAGCCAUUUGGCGUUGUUGCUGCCAUCAUUCCUUGGAACUUGCCAAUUUUCUUUCUCUCCUCCAAGCUCGCUCCUGCACUAGCAGCAGGCAAUACAGUUGUGUUGAAAAGCAGUGAGAAAGCGCCUUUAACGUCCGCGAAGGUGGCAACCUUGAUCGAACGAGCUGGGUUUCCCCCAGGUGUAAUCAAUGUGCUCUCUGGACACGGUCAUAUUUCAGGAUCCUGUCUCUCGUCCCAUAUCGACGUGCGUGCUCUGUCAUUCACUGGAUCGACCCGGACUGGCCGCAUGAUUCAGAUUGCAGCUGCCCAAUCCAACUUAAAAAACGUCAUGCUUGAGCUUGGAGGGAAAUCCCCUGCAAUCGUUUUCGACGACUCAGACAUUGACUUGGCUGCCGCAGAAACCAAGAACAGCAUCCAAUGGAACAGCGGACAAUCAUGCAUGGCGAAUUCCCGAAUCUACGUCCAAGACACCGUAGCGGACCGUUUCAUCUCUGUCUUCAAAAAGAACUUCGAAGCAAUCACAAUUGGUGAUCCAACCAACAAUGCGACCGACCAUGGACCUAUGGCCGACGAGGUGCAAUUCAAAAUUGUUCGUAGCUACAUUGAUUCGGGUAGGCAGUCAGGAGAACUUGUCACUGGUGGCGGCAGUCCCGACGGCGCACAAGGCUUCGUGAUCCAGCCUACAAUCUUUAAGAACGUCCCAGAGGAUGCAAAAAUACUGAAAGAAGAGAUUUUUGGUCCCGUCGUCAUCAUUAAUACCUUCAGCACUGAAGAGGAAAUUAUGAAGAAGGCCAACGAGACGGAGUACGGAUUGUAUGCUGCAGUCUACACGAAAAGCCUUGAUCGUGCUAUGCGCUUCGCAAAGGGCCUGGAAGCAGGAACAGUGGCAAUCAACUGUACCUCUCCCACAGUCGCUCAUGACAUGCCGUUUGGUGGGUGGAAAACCAGUGGCGUAGGCAGGGAGGGAUACACCAGCAGCAUUAACAACUUCCUUGAAACCAAAACGGUUUUGAUGAAGAUUUCUACGUAGGUCUAGAGGUUAAUUUAUUCUCCCUUUUCUUGACUCUCACU
Boeremia exigua is the source of this 1650-nucleotide messenger RNA. Its product is annotated as aldehyde dehydrogenase. The transcript is spliced from 4 exons. The record is from RefSeq and is a predicted model, not a curated record. Gene Ontology annotation, molecular function: aldehyde dehydrogenase (NAD+) activity. Lineage: Eukaryota; Fungi; Ascomycota; Dothideomycetes; Pleosporales; Didymellaceae. Bases 8 to 1609 code for a protein of 533 amino acids.